AAGCUAGCAUCACUAGUUCGUCGCAGUUCGCCUUGGUUUGUUCGGUUUCGGAGAAAAAAUUAAAUUCUAUUUUAUUUUGUUGAGUUUGUUCAAUUAUUGAAAGUACAAUUGCUUGCGGUUUCGUUACAAGUUUCAUAUGUAAACCCGGCUCGUAUAGCAAUACCCAAAAUCCAUAACUUAAGUUCGUAUGCGGCUUCGCUUUGCCGUUCCGUCUUUUUCGUGUGUUUUUUUUUGUUGUUUUCCUUACAACUUGCGGUCCGUUUGCGUGUGUGUGUGUGAUUGUUCAAACUAUGUGUGUACUUUAAUGCCUGUGUAAAGUAACGAAGGAGCCUUACAAAUAACAUGUGUUCUUGUUUGCUGAAUUUGUUGCUGUUUAAGAAGAGUACACACGAUACACGACGUACCUAAGUUCCAGCGAAAGAAAAGAAAAAGUAGAAGAAGAAAUAGAAGGAGUCAAGUAUACACUCGAGUAUCCAUCCAAAGUCUUAGCCAUAACGUGAACGAGACACGUCCAAUAAGUCAAAGUCUUGCCAUUGUUUAUCGAAUAAACAAACAUAACUGCCAGCCACGAGGAGCCUUACAGCAGAAAGGAGCGGACACCCACACACACAUACACCUACACACACACCUACACACACACACGUUUAGCAAUUAAUUGGGGGCAGUAUGGAACGGGGCCAUGUUUGAACGCUUUCGCCUGAGCAACCUGAGCAGAAACUAUCGACAACGCGGCGCAUCCACAGAACUGGCGCGCGACAAGAAACAACAGCGGCAGCAAUGCGUCACCGUACUCUUCCUAGAUGACAUCACGCACACCUUUCGGAUCGACAAACGUGCGAAAGGCUCUGAGCUAUUGGAUCAGGUCUUUCACUAUCUCGAGCUAUCCGAAAGGGACUACUUUGGUCUAUUGUUUCCACAGAAGCCCGGUGAUGUUGUGAGAUGGGUGGACGCACAGAAGCAAUUCAAGAAGCAAUGCAGCAGCCUCUCGCUCGACAACGAUGCCGUUCCAUUAUUAGAGUUUAGGGUUAAGUUCUUUGUAAGCGAUCCCAGUCGGCUGCAGGAGGAGUUCACACGCUACCAGUUUUAUCUGCAGAUCAAGCGCAACAUUUUGCUGGGCCAACUGCCGUGCUCCAGCAACACCCAGUGCCUGCUUGCCAGCUACACGGUGCAGUCUGAGCUGGGCGACUUCAAUGCGGCGGAACAUCAGACGGGCUACUUGAGCGGCCUGCAGCUGCUGGCGGAGCAAACGCCGGAGGCGGAGCGUAAAAUCUGUGAGCUGCACAAGCUGCAUCGCGGCCAGCUGCCAGCGGAUGCGGAAUACAAUUAUCUGGAGCAUGGCAAGCGUCUAGAGCUGUAUGGCAUUGAUCUGCACAAGGCCACCGAUUCCAAUGGCAAGGAUCUGCAGCUGGGCGUCUCCGCGGUGGGUCUGCUGGUCUUUCAGCAUGCGCUGCGCAUCAACACCUUCUCGUGGAGCAAAAUGGUGAAGGUGUCCUUCAAGCGCAAGGACUUCUUUAUACAGCUGCGCCGCGAGCCCAGCGAGAGCUACGACACGCUGCUCGGCUUCGGCAUGACCAGUCACAAGCACGCAAAGGCUCUCUGGAAGUCCUGCGUCGAGCAUCACAGCUUCUUCCGCCUGAAGCGUCCGCAUCGCCUGUCGCGCUUCCUUAACAUCAGCCUGGGCAGCAAGUUCUACUAUUCGGGCCGCACCGAGCUGCAGGCCGUUCAGGAGUCCAAGCAGCGCGGUCGCAUACACAAGGUCUUCGUACGCUCGCCCAGCAAGCGGCUCUUAGCUGGCGGAGCAACUGGUGUCGGCGGCGGCAGCUCCGCUGAUGGCACGCCCCAGCUGCUGCAUAAUGGCACGGGCAGCGGCUCUGAUAGCGCCGCCUCACACAACGGCAAGCCGUCCGCAUCCACCAUACUGACCAUCACGAAAACGAGCCGUCCACAUGACACGUCCAAGGUUACGUCCAAGCAGGCGGACGCCAUGCCGCGGAAGGCCUGGGAACAGCACAGCGAUGAGUACGAUAUACAGCUCGAUGUUGGCUUCAUUGAGCAAUGCACGCGUCGCUUUGAGUCGGGCACGCCCUCGCCCAUGCCGCCUGCCUACAGCUCCGGGCAGCACAGUCCCCUGCUACUGCCCACAACCAUAGCGGAUGCAGUGGGCCAACCGGAGAGCGGCAGCGACUUGAUCACCAUGCGCCUGCUGGCCGAUGAGCAGGGCCGCUACGGAUUCAAUGUGAAGGGCGGCGUGGAUCUCAGCCUGCCCGUGCAGGUGUCCAAGGUGGUGCCGCACACGCCCGCCGAUCGCUGCACGCCGCGUGUCUGCGAGGGCGACGAGGUGCUCAUGAUCAACGGACGCGAUGUGCACGGCCUGCGGCACGAGCAGGUGGUGGCCAUGAUACGCGACUGCCGGCACCAGUCGAGCGGCGAGCUGCUGCUGACGGUGCGUCCCAAGCGUUCGGCGCCGCUGCUGCUGGAGGAGGAGCCGCUGUACCAGUAUGUGCCUGAGUCCGACGAGAUUGGCUCGCACUCGAAUCUGCUCGACGGCGAUGCGCUUUUCACCCAGAGCCUGCUGCUGCUCAGCGAUGGUCUCGCCUCUGGCGCUCUGCUCGCCCAGUACGAGCUCAUGUAUCGCAAGAAUCCCGAUCUGGCAAUUACGGAAGCGCGUAAGGCCGCAAAUGCGCCCAAGAAUCGCUAUCGUGACAUUUCACCCUAUGACUGCACGCGCGUCUCGUUGGUCAACUCCUUGACCGGGGACUAUAUCAAUGCCAACUAUGUGAACAUGGAGAUACCCGGCGGCGGCGUUAAUCGGUAUAUUGCCACACAGGGCCCGCUGGCCAGCACCACAACGGACUUUUGGCGCAUGGUGCAGCAGGAGAGCAGCCACUUGCUGGUCAUGCUGACCACCGUGAUGGAGGCGGGUCGUCAGAAGUGCCACCAGUACUGGCCCGUGACGGGCGAUGAACUGCAGCUGGGCGAUGGAUUUUCGGUGCGUUGCCUUAGCGAGAAACCAGACGAGACGGGCAGCUUUGUCUUCCGUGAGUUUGUGCUGCGAGAUAAGCACGAGCAGCGGCACAUUCAUCAUAUGCAAUAUCUCGCCUGGCCCGAUCACUGUGUGCCCUCCGAUCCCAAUCUAUUUCUGGAGUUUACGGAACGCGUUCGCGCCGCACGUAAUCGCACACUGCUCCAGGAGAUCGAGGAGAGCCUGAAGCAGGUGCGCCUGCUCGACGCCGAUGCCGAUGACAACGGCGGCCUGAUGAGCGAACGCAAGUGCGCGGCCAGCAACGGCGCCACGCCCGAGGACGAAACGCCCGUGUCCACCAGCGUGCAUCAAUGCAUCAGCGCCGCCAAUCCGCCCGUGAUUGUGCACUGUUCGGCGGGCAUUGGACGCACCGGCGUGCUCAUACUAAUGGACACGGCUCUGGCACUGAUGGAGGCGCGCGAGCCCGUCUAUCCGCUGGACAUUGUGCGCACCAUGCGCGAUCAACGCGCAUGCAUGGUACAGAAUGUGAGUCAAUAUCGCUUUGUAUGUGAAUGCAUUUGCGCGGCCUACAUGAAGAUAUCUCGCAGCAGCGCGGCCAUCAACGAUGAUGACGACUAGAGCCGGCCAGCUGCCCUUUCCAAGUUCUACUAGCGGACAAUCUAAAUACAAAUCUUCCUCCCUAUAUCCCGUCUUGCAAGACGCUUAUGAUACUUCUCAAUCUUUACUAUAUGCAUAUAUCUUUACUAUACACUUAUGGAAUCAAUCUUAUUGUUAGAGUAACCCGUAGACAUACAUACAUACAUGCGCAUAAGUAUCUAUGCUCUAUAUCAUUACGUUUAUUAUUAUCAUUAUUGUCUCUAUAUAAUUAUAUAUAUAGUGUGUGUGUGUGUGUAUGUAUGUAUCAUUUUUGUAGUGCAUAAUCGACUCUGUAUAUCGCAUAAAUAUGGGCAAUAAUCCACGCAAGUGCUGCUGAAAAUCUCGCAAAAAACCCAAUUCUAAAUUUUACAAAAAAGAAAAAAAAAGCAAGAAAAAAAAGGCAAAAAAAAAACAACACAAAAUGAGAACAAAACUACCUAAUUCAAGUAUACAAAAGAAAAGCGUUAAGCGAA
Molecule: messenger RNA, 4092 nt
Organism: Drosophila virilis
Lineage: Eukaryota; Metazoa; Arthropoda; Insecta; Diptera; Drosophilidae
Gene: Ptpmeg
Product: protein tyrosine phosphatase Meg
Biological process (GO): protein dephosphorylation
Cellular component (GO): cytoskeleton
Molecular function (GO): protein tyrosine phosphatase activity; cytoskeletal protein binding
Source: RefSeq, a predicted model, not a curated record